This is a messenger RNA of Meriones unguiculatus (Mongolian gerbil), 1988 nucleotides long. RefSeq names its product msh homeobox 2 (gene Msx2). The record is from RefSeq and is a predicted model, not a curated record. Gene Ontology annotation, biological process: regulation of transcription by RNA polymerase II; embryonic morphogenesis. The transcript has 2 exons. Gene Ontology annotation, molecular function: DNA-binding transcription factor activity, RNA polymerase II-specific; RNA polymerase II transcription regulatory region sequence-specific DNA binding. Lineage: Eukaryota; Metazoa; Chordata; Mammalia; Rodentia; Muridae. Gene Ontology annotation, cellular component: nucleus. Bases 87 to 890 code for a protein of 267 amino acids.
ACUACCCCCCCUCCCCAAAAGUUGGAGUCCUCGCUCGCGAGUUGCCUUCGGAGUCGCGCGCCGACAGCUCCUCGGCGCAGAACGUCAUGGCUUCUCCGGCCAAAGGCAGUGACUUGUUUUCGUCGGAUGAAGAGGGCCCCGCGGUGUUGGCCGGCCCGGGCCCGGGGCCUGGGGGAGCCGAGGGCAGCGCGGAGGAGCGCAGGGUCAAGGUCUCCAGCCUGCCCUUCAGCGUGGAGGCGCUCAUGUCCGACAAGAAGCCGCCCAAGGAGACGCCCGCCGUGCCACCCGACUGCCCCUCGGCUGGCGCGGUGCUGCGGCCGCUGCUGCUGCCCGGACACGGCGUCCGGGACGCACACAGUCCCGGGCCUCUCGUCAAGCCCUUCGAGACCGCCUCGGUCAAGUCGGAAAAUUCCGAAGACGGAGCGGCGUGGAUACAGGAGCCCGGCAGAUACUCCCCGCCACCCAGACACAUGAGCCCCACCACCUGCACCCUGAGGAAACACAAGACCAACCGGAAGCCACGCACACCCUUCACCACGUCCCAGCUUCUAGCCCUGGAGCGCAAGUUCCGCCAGAAACAGUACCUCUCCAUUGCUGAGCGGGCCGAGUUCUCCAGCUCGUUGAACCUUACAGAAACACAGGUCAAAAUCUGGUUCCAGAACCGAAGGGCUAAGGCGAAAAGACUGCAGGAGGCGGAACUGGAAAAGCUGAAAAUGGCCGCCAAACCUAUGCUGCCCUCCGGCUUCAGUCUGCCUUUCCCUAUCAACUCACCCCUGCAAGCGGCUUCCCUAUAUGGAGCAUCCUACCCCUUCCAUAGACCUGUGCUUCCCAUCCCGCCUGUUGGACUCUAUGCCACACCGGUUGGAUACGGCAUGUACCAUCUAUCCUAAGGAAGAUCAGAUGGACAGACUCCAGGAUAGAUGUUUGCAUAAAAGCAUUUCCCUCCCUCUCCAAGAAGGUGGUGCUCAGCCAGCUCCUGAACGAAGACCUUGCCUCACCACCCUAAGCCACAGGCCCACAGGGCCGCUUGAUACUGAGUGCAUUUGUUAUUUAGGUGAGAGGCGCCAAGACCUGUUCUGUUUUCAUAAUCUUCCAAAUGUCCCCUUGUCCUCUCACAAAUAUUGGCUCUGCUAGUUUUUAUGUAUAAAUAUAUAAUAAAAUAUAAGACUUUUUAUAUGCCAGAUGUAAAAAUUCAAGUUAUUUUGAAAGGCAAAGUUUAUAUGUACAUUUAUCCACUUUUCUAGAUAGCAUCUUAAGAUAUUGUGUUUGCUGCGUUUUCUUAAAGGGAAAGAGAUUGUUUGCAGACUUUGCUAGAACUUUUGAGAAUGGUGGACUUGCUUGUGGAGGAUGUACCAGAAAUAGACAAGGUGCAUACAGGAAGUAGAUUCAGAUAGAUUCUAACAAGGGGGGGAGGUGUGUAGCAUGUUUGCAGUUUACCUGCAUAAGGAAAAAAUUUGGAGAUGCACAUUUGAUUCUCUUCCCUCCUUUUUUGCAUAUUAUUAAAUCUUUUUUUUUUAAGGGUCAAUGAAAGGAGGAUGAAAAUAACCCCGAGAAUUACUUCCUAACUCCAUCCUAGUUCAUUGGAGUGAAAAAGAAAAAAAGGGGGGGGGGUUAGAAGGCAAAACAUGUUUGGAAGAACUGAUUUCUAUGAAAUGCUAAUUAAUUACAUCAGUUCUCAGAGACGGUUGGAGGAGGCAAAACCUCCCAAAAAUGAGCAUCUUGUAACUGUUACCUGUAUUUUAAAUAGUCUUCAGUCCAUAGAAUCAGGAAUGAAAAAAAGAACAUGCUUUCUCUCUGUGUGUACUUAAUGUAUGUGCUAAACUUACUGGAGAAAUUCCUAUGUUCUAAGGUGUUGGAGGAGAAGCCAUCUUUUUGGCUGGAAAUGGUGUCAGACAGCACUGUCAGGGCUCCCUGAUUUUCUUUCUUUCUUUUUUUUUUUUUUUAACCUUCCCAUCCAUCUCUUCUCCCGGCAUAUUUUUAUCCCGUUG